Messenger RNA from Fraxinus pennsylvanica, 2430 nucleotides. The record is from the annotation of a GenBank genome assembly. NCBI's taxonomy places the organism in Eukaryota, Viridiplantae, Streptophyta, Magnoliopsida, Lamiales, Oleaceae.
AUGGUUCAGGAUCUAAAGGGAAAUAUUCGAGUUUACUGUAGAAUUAGGCCCAUCUUCAAUGAUGAGGUAAAAACUGUGAUAGAUCAUAUUGGAGAUGAUGGAUCUCUAGUGGUUGUAGACCCUCUGAAACCACAAAAAGACAAAAGGAAGAUUUUUCAAUUCAAUCACGUGUUUGGUCCAACUGCCACUCAAUUUGACGUAUUCAGAGAAACUCAGCCCCUUAUUAGAUCUGUAAUGGAUGGUUACAAUGUCUGCAUUUUCGCCUAUGGUCAAACUGGAUCCGGCAAAACACAUACUAUGUGUGGUCCUGCAUGUGGAUUGGCUAACGAGUUGGGGAUUAACUAUUUGGCAAUUAAUGAUCUUUUUCAACUGUCUGAUGAAAGAAAGGACAUCAUAGAAUACAGAAUUCAAGUCCAAAUGGUUGAGAUAUAUAAUGAACAAGUUCGUGAUCUUCUUGCAGAAGAUUUGUCAGCUUAUACAAAUAUACAAAGUUUCGAUUUCUUAACUACCAAUAAAUUAGAGAUCCGGAGUUGUGCAAGUGAUGGUGGCUUGGUUCUUCCUGAUGCUACUAUGUGUCCUGUGAAGUCCACUACAGAUGUCAUUAACCUGAUGAAACUUGGUGAAGGGAACCAUGCUGUUAGUUCCACUGCCAUUAACAAUCAUAGCAGUCAUUCACACAGUGUGUUGACUAUACAUGUACAUGGAGAAGAUGUAUCUGGAAGCAUAGUUCAAAGUUGCCUCCAUUUGGUGGAUCUUGCAGGUAGCGAACGUGUUGAUAAAUCGGAAGUUACUGAUGAUGGACUCAAAGAAGCACAGUAUAUAAACAAGUCGCUCUCUUGUUUGGGAGAUGUUAUCGCAGCCUUGGCACAGAAGAACUCUCAUAUUCCUUACAAAAACAGCAAACUGACAUUACUUCUGCAGAAUACUUUAGGAGGAAAUGCAAAAACAUUGAUGUUUGCUCACGUGAGCCCAGAAGGUGAUUCUUUUGGAGAAACAAUGAGUACUUUAAAAUUUGCUCAGAGGGUCUCAACUGUUGAAUUUGGUGCAGCUCGUGCAAAUAAAGAGACUGCUGAGGUGCUAGAGCUUAAAGCACAGAUUGAGAAUCUCAAGAAGGCACUGGCCAACAAGCAAAUCGGGACUCCUCUGGUUAACAACUCAAAGGAGCCAGCAAGAACACCUUGCAAGAAACCUAAACAAAUGACUGAGCAAACCCCUGUUCGUCCCAGAAGGUCAAGUAUUGAAAAUGCUAGCAACUUACCGCUGGAGACAAAGAACUACAACGACACAAGGGGAUCCAAAACCCCUUCUGUGAAAACUCGCUCUCGAAGAUCAAGUUUGGGAGGACAAAGUUACGUAAACAAGGAUUUUGAGCAGAUUAAAUUAUCAGAAGUGGUAAGCAAGCCCUUGAGUAGAGAAGUAACAUGCCUACAAAACCAUAGUCAGACGGAAGAACAUAAAUAUAAUAGUGGAUCUUUGAUGGACUCAUCUCAUCACAGUCCGACAAGCUCUGCUUUCAAAGGUCAUGUGGUAAAAGUUAAUACUGCAAUGAGUGCUCCAUCUUUUCAAAAUCCGAUAACACCCAAGCCAGAAGUGGUAAGAAAGCCCGAGAAGCUAGGGGUAACAUGCUUACAAAACUAUAGUCAGACACAAGAUCAUAAAUAUAGUGGUGAAUCUUUGAUGGACUCAACUCAUCAUUGGGCUCCUAGUAGUAGUCCAACAAGCCCUCCUUUCAAAGGUCAUGUGCUAAAAGUCGAUACUGCAAUGAAGUCUCCAUUCUUUCAAAAUCCCAGAACACCCGAACCAGAAGUGGUAAGCAAGCCUGUGAAUAAAGAAGUAACAUGCUUACAAAACCAUAGUCAAGCAGAAGAACAUAAAUAUAGUGGUGGAUCUUUGAUGGACUCAACUCAUCAUAGGGCUCCUAGGAGUCCAACAAGUUCUGCUUUCAAAGGCCAUGUGUUAAAAGUCGUCGAUAAUGAAAUGAAGGCUCCAUCUUUUCAAAAUCCCGAAACACCCGAGCCACGUGUGAAAUCAAAGACAGGGUUCCAGAGAUUGCAACAAAAUGACUGUUCCAUCCAUUCUGAAUUACAGAUGCCUUGCUCCUCAACUAAUACCACUUACGGAAAGGGGUCUCAGAUAAGGAAAUCACUAUGGUCUAUUGGGAAAUUAAUUCACGGAUCAGAAAAGAGGAAACAACAGAAAUCGACUGAAGCACCAAUGCCUUCCAAUGGAAAUAGCACCCUGCUUGAUGCUAAGUCACCCAUUCAUUCGAAUGCAAGGGCCAUCAGGAGACAGUCACUAACCGGCAUUCAACCAUCCAGGCGAUCUUCACUUGGAGGGGUUUCAACUAACUCUUAUGGAAAUGAAAAUAGGAAUGUAAAAACGCCAUCUCCAGUUCGUUCUUCAACAAAGUUAACAAAACGGUGGCUUUAG